GGUCUAUUAGCUGGAUCACUUUUUUCAGGAUCUUGUUGAUAAUGCCACUGAUAACAACUAUCUGCCCAGUAGCAUUCGAUUUAUCAAACGAUUAAGACCGUGACUGUGUUAACCUCAUCAUCAGCGGAGGAGAGUUAGUACAGUUGCUAUUUUGAGUCUGACUGACCUACGGCACUGUUGGUGCCAUUGUGUAGCAUUCGCACAGUGCUUCUCGACUGCCCGAAAUGCCACAGAUACGUCCGAUUUCUCCACAGCUGGCGGAGGUGGCGAAGCAAGAGCUCAACGAAGAUGCGUCCCAGGUCGAAAGUCAUCUGCAAGUGAUCAGAUCGUGGCUGGCCGAGCUCGAUCUACGAUCCAGCCUGGUUGACGAUCAGUUUUUGGUGGCGUUUCUGCGCGGCUGCAAAUUUAGUCUGGAGAAAGUGAAGAAAAAGGUGCUGCUGUUUUAUCAGAUACGGUCCGAGCUUCCGCAAGUGAUCCAAAACCGUGACCCUUACGAUAGUGAGGUGCUCAAAAUCAUACGCAUGGGCGUGGGGAUCCCGCUACCGAGCACGACGAAACCGACCGAUCCGAAGCUGUUUCUUAUACGCGUAGGAUGCUUCCAGGUGGGCCACUGCACGUUCGCAGACAUAAUGAAGGUGGGCACGAUGAUCAACGAUAUUGUGAUGCGCGACGACGACCAGAUGGUGAUCUGCGGGAUGGCGCUCAUAAUCGACCUCAAGGGAGUGACCGCUAGCCAUCUGAUGCACUUCGAGAUGGACCUGCUGAGAAAGGUGGCCCUACUGAAUCAGGACGCUUCGCCGCUGCGCAUGCAGGGCAUCCACAUCCUGCAUCCACCGUCCGGGGCGCAAACGGCGUUGAACAUUUUUAAUGGAUUAUUGUCGGAAAAGAAUCAGCACAAGCGGAUUUACACGCAUGGGCGUGAUUUAAAGUCAUUGCAUGACCAUUUCUCGCCUAAAAUACUUCCCAAGGAGUACGGUGGUGAGCUGGCAUCGAUCGAUACCAUAGCUAAACAAUGGGAGACUAAACUCUUAGAUAACCGUAGCUACCUGCUUGAUAUGGCGCUAAUGCACGCGCAACCUUGUUCUUCGCCAGCUCCGGAUGGAAAGAAUGGCUCGGCUAGCAAUACUUUCGGAGUCGAGGGGAGUUUCCGGAAGCUAGAUUUCGACUAGACCGGGGAGUUGUAUCAAACUGUAAGGAUGGUUGUGUGAGUAUCGCUAAAGCCAGCCCAACUACUUGAGGGAAAGGUAGUUUGGAACACCCAAACCC
Molecule: messenger RNA, 1266 nt
Organism: Anopheles stephensi (Asian malaria mosquito)
Lineage: Eukaryota; Metazoa; Arthropoda; Insecta; Diptera; Culicidae
Product: alpha-tocopherol transfer protein-like
Exons: 3
Coding region: 225-1169 (314 amino acids)
Cellular component (GO): membrane
Molecular function (GO): phosphatidylinositol bisphosphate binding
Source: RefSeq, a predicted model, not a curated record